GCUGUACAGGAAGCCGCUGAGGGUGGUCUUCUCAUUGAGGCCGAUAAAGACUUUCCAGAGCCUUAUGAGCGCUGGAGCAUUUUACAAGCUGUGUUCUUCUCAUCGACUGUGUUAACUACAAUAGGUUAUGGCAACAUAGUACCCGACACGGGCGGACGUGUUUUCUGCAUCUGCUUCGCUCUAAUCGGCAUUCCAUUUACGCUCACCGUCAUCGCCGAUUGGGGUCGCCUCUUUGCGACAGCCGUCUCAGUGUUGGGCAAAUAUAUGCCAAAAGUACCGAAUUUUACGAAUUUCAUCGGCAAAACGUGGUUUUAUGCCAUUUUGGCGGUUUGCUUUUUGGGCGUCUAUUUGGCUGCGGGCGCCUGGCUGCUGCUGCUGUGGGAAGAUGACUGGACGUUCUUUGACGGUUUCUAUUUUUGCUUCAUCACAAUGACAACCAUCGGUUUUGGUGAUCUGGUGCCGAAAAAACCAAAUUAUAUGCUACUCUGCACUUUGUACAUUCUCAUCGGUUUGGCGUUGACUUCCACCAUUAUCGAGUUGGUGCGCCGGCAAUAUGCCACCAGUUGGGCGAAGCUGCAAGAACUUUCCGGACCGAUGGCCGAGACUUUACGGCGACUGGGCGAAACUGCUGGCUAUGGUUUGGACUACAUGGCAUUGCAAAAAGUGUUGACGGUUUCAAUGCCCAAAUGGAAUACUGGCGGUAAAAAGGAUCCCAACUCCGAUAUCGCCGCAUUGGAAGCGAUUACCAACGCAUUACUCAAGGAAGUUAAGGAAGCGCAAGAAAAUAAACCAAAAGUUUUGAAAAUUGUCAUUUACGAGACAUCGGUCUAACUUAAGUAUCGAAAUUAUUUUCAUAAGAAUUGAUGUAAAUUUUAAGACUAGCAUAAAAGUGGUGUACAGGUAUUCGAGCUAGUCAUUUCUUUCGUUGUUAGUUACAAUACUUUAAGAAUGCUAUUUUAUAUGCAUGACUUUGGGAGAGUGCCGGGGUUAUGCUUUACAGCGCACAAAUUCAUAGAAAUAAUUUAAAAAUAAAUCAUACUCGCCAAUAUCAUUUAAGUAGUCGUAAUUAGCACGCUGUAAUUUAAAAGCAUACUUUUAGGCUGUCAUAAAAGUUAUAAGUCGUUUGUGUACUACAUAUAUUAAGCGUGUAAUUUCUCUAAGUUGCAACGUACAUCAAAAACGUCAGACAUGUUGGACGCACACAAAACAAUUCAAUUUGAUUGGUUAGUACGAUUAACUACCAAAUGUAGCAAUAAGUAAGCCAAAAGCUUAAAAAUCGAUUGUAAGCAUAUCUACUUACAUACAUAAAUAAGUUUAGCGGAGUAGUGUAAGGCUUCCAUAAAAUGUAUAAAUAUAAAUUA
Rhagoletis zephyria (snowberry fruit fly) is the source of this 1361-nucleotide messenger RNA. Its product is annotated as TWiK family of potassium channels protein 9-like. Gene Ontology annotation, cellular component: plasma membrane. Lineage: Eukaryota; Metazoa; Arthropoda; Insecta; Diptera; Tephritidae. Gene Ontology annotation, biological process: stabilization of membrane potential; potassium ion transmembrane transport. Gene Ontology annotation, molecular function: outward rectifier potassium channel activity; potassium ion leak channel activity. The record is from RefSeq and is a predicted model, not a curated record.